This is a messenger RNA of Tachyglossus aculeatus (Australian echidna), 948 nucleotides long. Its product is annotated as olfactory receptor 4C15-like. Lineage: Eukaryota; Metazoa; Chordata; Mammalia; Monotremata; Tachyglossidae. Gene Ontology annotation, molecular function: G protein-coupled receptor activity; olfactory receptor activity. The record is from RefSeq and is a predicted model, not a curated record. The transcript has a single exon. Gene Ontology annotation, cellular component: membrane. Gene Ontology annotation, biological process: G protein-coupled receptor signaling pathway. The coding region runs from base 1 to 948 and encodes 315 amino acids.
AUGGGCAGUAGAAACAACGUGACUGAGUUCAUCCUCCUGGGACUGUCUCAGAAGCCAGAGAUGCAGAAAAUCCUUUCUGUGGUGUUUCUGUUUGUGUACCUUGUGACUGUGGGGGGGAAUAUGCUCAUCGUGACCACCAUCACCACUAGCCACAGCCUCCUGGGCUCUCCUAUGUACUACUUCCUGGCCUUCCUUUCCUUUGUAGACACCUGCUUCUCCUCAGUCAUCGCCCCCAAAAUGAUUGUAGACUCCCUCCAGGAGAGGAAAACCAUCUCCUAUAAAGGCUGCAUAACCCAGCUCUUUGCUGAACAUUUCUUUGCCGGGGUGGAGGUGUUUGUGCUCACUGUGAUGGCUUACGACCGCUACGUGGCCAUCUGUAAGCCCCUGCAUUAUGUGACCAUCAUGAGUCGGCAGACCUGUAGCCGGUUGGUGGGGCUGGCCUGGGCCGGGGGUUUCCUGCAUUCGAUGAUUCAAUUCCUCUUCAUGUUCCGAUUACCCUUCUGCGGCCCCAACGUGAUCGACCAUUUCAUGUGUGAUUUGUAUCCCCUGUUGAAGCUCGCCUGCACCGAGACUCGCAUCCCAGGGCUUUUGGUCAUUGCCAACAGCGGGAUGAUUUGUAUCAUGAACUUUUCGCUGCUGAUGGUCUCCUACGGUGUCAUUUUAUGCUCCCUGAAGUCUCACAGCUCUGAAGGGAGGCGCAAAGCUCUCUCCACCUGUGGUGCCCAUAUCACUGUUGUUACCUUCUUCUUCGUCCCCUGUAUUUUCAUAUACACGCGUCCACCAGCCACCUACUCCUUCGAUAAAAUAGUGGCAGUAUUUUACACCAUUUUAACACCCCUGUUAAACCCUUUGAUCUACACUUUUAGAAAUGUGGAGGUCAAAGAUGCCAUUAGGAAAUUGUGGAGAAGAGUAAUGGUUUUUGCUGAAAGGGAAAUGGGUUUGAAAUAA